GCGCGGGUAGACAUUGGUGUGGACAGGUAGACAUUGGUAUAUAGUAUACGAAGUAUAGUAUACGAAGAAAAAUGGCGAUGGCAACAACUCAAGUUAAAGGAAGUGGAUGGCCAAGAAGAGCUAGUAACAGUUCGUUUGAAGGGAAGGUGGUUCAGAACCAGUCUGUAACUAUCAACAGGACAGUUAAUUUGUAAGUGAUAAUCAAUAUGCGACUUAAUUACAUUAUUUUUUAGAGUUAAUGUUUUGACUGCCUCUCCUGUAGAACAACUAUGGCCGGUUAAGAGACGCUAGCAAUUAAAAUUAUGUUCCUAACACCUUUCAAUGCAUCUUACAUGGUACAACCAUGAGACGGCUGUUCAUCUUUUCGUUAAGUAAUUAUGGAAAUUUUAAGCAAUAAGGUCGAUCAUAUAUAUCGAUUAAUUGAUCAUUCAAUAAUUCAUUACCGACUAUUGUAGAACAUAACCAAUUAUCUUAAUGUAGUAUGAAAUCUUCGAAUUGAUGAAGUAUUUGUUUUUAGAUCGGUAUUACAUAUUUUUGUAAUUACGAAUUAAAAAUGCGAUUAUUUGCUUAAAAUUUCCAGGUAUGAAAGUUAUACCUUUUGUGCAUUAUUUGCGCAAGGUAUAAAAACUUUUUAUCGAUUACUUUCAGUAAUCAAAAAGUAAAAGAAAAAUUUAAUUUCCAUUACAUUACAUUUAUAAAUUUAUAAAAGUUGUAGCCAUCGUGUACAAUAUACGUUGGCCUCUUUUAUACAUUAUGUAUGUUUGCGUACAGAAACACGUUUCAUUAUUUUUUCACAGUCACGCUAAUAAUGUGACUGGUAAUUUGUAAUGCGUAUAUAUUUGAAAAUAGUUGUAUUGUCAUUAUUCAUUAUCUCUAUUUGUAUAUUACAAAUUAUUUUGUUGUGUAUAAAAAGGAAAAAUAUACAAAAUAAUCUCGCAAAUCAGACUACAAUGAUCUUAGAUUUAUAUAACCUAUGAUAGUUAAAACUACAGAUAUUUGUAUUUUUUUUUAUUAGUAAAUUGGCCUCUCAUAUUUUAUGUAAGAUAAAUUUUGCAAUAUAACACUUUUUUAUAUAUGUACAUUACUAUGAAUGUAUUUGUCUCAAAUAGUUCAUAAUUAUAUUUAAUUCUUAAUUUAAGAAAUCUUAUAAUGUGCAUAGAUAUUGUGAAUGUUUUUAAUUAUUUUUUUAUAAAACAAGUAAGUUUUAAUGAAAUAUUGCACAUUGCAUUUGAGAUUUAUAUCCUUCACUGAUGCGUCAAAAAUGAAACAAUAUCUUGAAAAAUGUAAUAUAUUUAUUAUACAUUUGCAAACACGUCACGAAAUAUCAUUUGAUAUUUAUAAGUAAAUGAUAAAUUCAGUCUGUACAAUGUAAUGAAUUAUAUAGGUAUAAGUAUUUUAAAUAUUUAUUUAUAUUUUGAUAUUUUGGCAAAUUUAUAGAUAUCUAGUAUAAAAUAG
Messenger RNA from Heterotrigona itama, 1455 nucleotides. The record is from the annotation of a GenBank genome assembly. Lineage: Eukaryota; Metazoa; Arthropoda; Insecta; Hymenoptera; Apidae.